CAAACGGCUAUAGGUGGAUGUGUUAUACAGGUAUACCCAUACGGAGAUAAUAGUUUACCAUGGGGGCCUGCCUUUCAAAAUACUUUUGUUUCGUUUACAUAUUCAAGAAUAAACACAUGUCAAGAGUAAAUAAGGAUAAGUAAUAGUAAAUGUGUUUUUAUAUUUGAACAAAAAAAUCAUACUAUAACACUAGAGUCGAUAAGCUGUGGCAGCUGCUAUCUGGAAAAAGCACGUCCCCGCGACAAACUUCAACAACUGUGCGCGAGCCCGACCGGCUGGUACAAACGUCUCGUUUGAGCUCCAAGUGCAGCGCGAAUGUGGAUACAUCGAGCUAACGAAUGAAAAACGAUAAACGGAAUCAUUUGGUUAAUAACAUCUAGACAUCCAUUCAUUUCGCCAUAGUACGUUCUGGGACACUUCAUCUGAGGCGGAACGAAAGCGUAGCCGCCUGCUAGACUUGUGCUGCUUGACCAGCCCUCCUUCUUCAACCUGUAGUCCCUUAUAGCUAUUACACAAGGGAACAGGACAAAAGAGGUCCUCACAUUUCAAGAGGAGAAGAAAGCCCUACUGAGGAAUCUUAUGGACGAAGAAAUGAGUCGCCAGACCGCCACCGCGCUGCCGACAGGAACCUCCAAGUGCCCCCCCUCCCAGCGCGUGCCCACCCUGUCGGGCACCACCGCCUCCAACAGUGACCUGGCCAGCUUGUUUGAGUGCCCCGUCUGCUUCGACUAUGUCCUGCCUCCAAUCCUGCAGUGCCAGUCGGGACACCUGGUGUGCUCCAACUGCCGGCCCAAGCUCACCUGCUGCCCCACGUGCCGGGGGCCCCUCGGCUCCAUCCGGAACCUGGCCAUGGAGAAGGUGGCCAACUCGGUGCUCUUCCCCUGCAAGUACGCGUCGUCGGGCUGCGAGGUCACGCUGCCGCACACGGACAAGGCGGAGCACGAGGAGCUGUGUGAGUUCCGGCCGUACUCCUGCCCCUGCCCGGGGGCCUCCUGCAAGUGGCAGGGCUCGCUGGACGCCGUCAUGCCCCACCUGAUGCACCAGCACAAAUCCAUCACCACGCUGCAGGGGGAAGACAUCGUGUUCCUGGCCACGGACAUCAACCUGCCCGGCGCCGUGGACUGGGUGAUGAUGCAGUCGUGUUUCGGCUUCCACUUCAUGCUGGUGCUGGAGAAGCAGGAGAAGUACGACGGCCACCAGCAGUUCUUCGCCAUCGUGCAGCUCAUCGGCACGCGCAAGCAGGCCGAGAACUUCGCCUACCGCCUGGAGCUCAACGGGCACCGGCGCCGGCUCACGUGGGAGGCCACGCCGCGCUCCAUCCACGAGGGCAUCGCCACGGCCAUCAUGAACAGCGACUGCCUGGUGUUUGACACGUCGAUCGCACAACUGUUUGCGGAGAACGGGAACCUGGGCAUCAACGUCACCAUAUCCAUGUGCUGAGGGACCUCCGGCGGCGCCAUCCAACCCCCCCCCCGACCCCCCCCCCCCCCCAUUCCCGGGAAACGGGGGGGGUGAACGGUUGCAGUUAUAACAAAAAUAAAUAAUUUGUUACUUACGUUCUGAGUAAACUGAAAGGGUGACCUCCUACCCUAGUCCCACACCCCCUCGCCCCCCCCCCCCCCCCCCUCCCCAACACCCCCUGGAGACAGAAGGACGGGGCCCAAGUGGACUGUCUGAUGGGCAGCCACGGGGGGGACGCCGGGGGUGGAAUGUACGGACGUAUGGACGGAGCAUCCGUUGAACGGACACGCCUGGGUUCAACUGUGUAGUGGCGGAUAGACUUGUACCCCAUCUCCGUUACACACCGCGCACACGUGCAGUAUCUUUAUAGUUCAUUAUUGUUUCUCUCUCGCUGUAGUUCAUCCAGUCUUGGUUCUCUCUCUCGUUUUCUCUCUCGUUCUCUUGUCUCUCGUUUUGUUACAAACACAAAAAAAAAAGUUUGCUUUGUGGUAUCUCGUUUCAAAGAUGAUCACCUCCUGUUUUGUUUUUUGUUUGUCAGCCUCACCUUCCAGACGCCCCCCCCCGCCCCCCCCCCAACAAAAAAACACGCACGCACACACACACACCACACGCACACACACGCUCCCAACAUCUCUGAAGAGCUGAUCCUUUAACUAAGCGGAACUGUUAUUUGUUUCUUUCAGGGCACGGGUUCUGCUCGCUGGUCACUAGCACCCUGAGCAUGGCUUUAUGUAUAUUCUACCAUGGACACUUGGUCAGUACUAUGUGGCUAGUUAUUUAGCUAGCUGACCAGCCACCUGGACUAGCCUCGCUCUGCAUUUGGAAGGCAACCUCGGUUGGAUCUUCUAAACAAAUGGUCUAUUUGCUUGCAACACUAACAGCCAAUGGCUCCGACGGGUGGAGCUGAACGAGUACUGUUAAUUUUCCUCCUUCGGGAUCCGUUAAGUCCUGACCAUGGCUGCCUAUUGGUUAAUAAAGGAACACGAGCCUUCAGUUGCUGUGGAGCAGUUUGAUCGCAGAAGGAGUAGUGUAAACACAACGAGUUGUAGUCUACCUUCUGGUAGAGCCAUAGGUGGGGAUAGCCAAAGACCCUCAAUAGUGUACUGGAUAAGGCUCUUAAACUAGGAUGCGUGGUAAGGAAAGGUUGUUUACCGUGCCUAUGUUGUGAAAAUAGCUCAGAUGAGGUCCUUAAAGAUGUAGCCUCCUCCGUUUUGAGCAAUGUAACCCAAGCAUCAGCGGUGGUCAUUCAAUCAUAGGAAGCUCUUGGGUCAACUGACAUCCUUGGAAAGAAUUGAGCAUUACAGACUCUUGCCACUGUGUAAAGUUUUCAGAAUGCCAGGGACUUGUUGGAAGGUUUGGGCUGGCAAUUAGUGUCUAAUUCCAAAGCCAGACACGGAUACAUGCGCAUAAGCACCGGUUCAUCGUGUUUUCACGCAUACAUGGACACGCAUACAGACCUACUCAAGCCUGUGCUAAUGUUGUGACUGCGGGGCGAAGCAGGCCGAGCUAUUGGUGGAAUCGUGUGAGUGUCAACCCAUUUUGACUUAAGGGUCAAUAAAUUAAGCUUUGUUCUGUUUGUACCCUUUUAAGUAAGGAAGAAAAACUGCAUUUCGGUUUUGUCAAAUUGAAACUGGUUUUACUCCUUGACAUUUUCUUUGUGUGUGCGUGUUUGAGAGAGAUAUCUUACUUUUUUUUUUUUUUUUUUUUUUUACAAUCCCCUUUCACUCACUGUCCAUCUAGCCUCACCGAUUACGAUCUCUGAAAAACUGACUGAUGGAUCCUGUCCCCACCUAAGACCAAGGGACAGCUUCUACCGUUACAAUGUUGCUAUUAUUAUAUUGUUAUUAAAUGGAGAUUGUUAUUAUCAUAAUUAUCAUUUUUAUAAUGACUCUAAAAAUGGAAAAGGCAGUUUUAAAAACUUGUGGCUGAACUUCAAGUGUUUUUAGUUGUGAUGUUCUUCUGAAGGUGGUUUUCCAAGUUGAAUAGUUUUUGUUUGUUAUCAUUUCCCCUUUUGUCUUUGUCCAUUUGUCUGUCCUUAUUUUUGUUAAUCUUUUUUUUCUUUUUGUUUGUUGUGUUUGAAGAGGGGGGAGGGGUCAAGCCAAUCGUCUCUCCUUCGCUCUUCAAUGUGGAGUCUGCUGCUCUCCCUUAACUCCUGUAUUUUUGUUUUUAUUUGGUUCCGUUUUAAGUUGUCAUUAAAUAAAUCUAUCUUUUUCAUA
Molecule: messenger RNA, 3677 nt
Organism: Gadus morhua (Atlantic cod)
Lineage: Eukaryota; Metazoa; Chordata; Actinopteri; Gadiformes; Gadidae
Gene: siah1
Product: siah E3 ubiquitin protein ligase 1
Exons: 6
Coding region: 580-1440 (286 amino acids)
Biological process (GO): multicellular organism development; proteasome-mediated ubiquitin-dependent protein catabolic process
Cellular component (GO): cytoplasm
Molecular function (GO): zinc ion binding; ubiquitin conjugating enzyme binding; ubiquitin protein ligase activity
Source: RefSeq, a predicted model, not a curated record